AUGGUGGCCGAUGACACAAGCGAUGGAACUAUCGCAAAACAGCUAACUUUUCUUCUAGCUGGCGACACUCCAACUACACAGUUGUUGUCAUGGAGGCUUAACGUAAUGAAAAUGCCAGUGAUGCUUGCAGCUCAUAGCAUCCCGAAGUCGGGCAGAUGCUCAAUUUCGUGGAAAUCGAACAGUUUUGGCACUAGCGUCUACAAGCCUUCUGAAGCCACUAACAGUUUAAAAAAUAUCCCUUCUACGAGGAAGUUUGAUGUAAUUGUGAUUUCUGCUAUUUCGAUGAAAGAGCUUCAAGCUACGUGUGAGGCAGUUUUCAAAUUUUGCCAUCAAACAUCCGUGGUCAUUAUAGAUUCUAAUUUUGCCGUAGAACUAGACCAUUUCAUAAUAUCCCAGUUUGGUGACGCUGAGGAUUCCCCUAGGCCGACCAUUCUGAGCAUGAUCGUUGACGCAGAGAUCAGGAUGAUAACUACUAAUUCCUACUUUUUGGUGAAUGAAUCUUUCAAAUACAUCUUUGGUACAUCAUACAAAACCAAUCAAGCUGAAUUAAAGUAUUGGAAGAACAUAGAACGCGUGCGGGAUCUGUUUGCAGACAGUGAAUCCCUCAUUAGCAAGUUCUUGGAGAAAUUGGAGGGUGAUAAAGUGGGGAAGGUGGUAAAGCUAUCCCCAUUCACCCAAAAAUCUACUAACGAAAUGGCACUAGAGGUGUGGCAUCGUGUUAUACCGAAGAUAGCAGUUCAUAUAUUAUCAAUUGUUUUUCAACAAUGUGAGUAUGACAAAUUGCAGAAGGACAAUGGCCCUAAGAGUGUGUUUAAAGAUCUAGUGUUCGAAUUAAUGAACAUAUCAUCACACCAGGCUGGUGCUAUUUUAAAAGAGUUCGUUGAUGACAAAUUCGGUAAGGACACAGUCAAGAAGCCUAACUUAUUGUCCAUAAUUAAUUUCAAUAACGUCAUAAAGCUUGCGAAGAAGAAGAAAUAUCGCUUGGACAAGCUUGUACCAUCGACUACACAACAGCGACUAAACUUGAAUUACGAAGCGUAUUGUUUUUAUCACAGAAUGGAAUUUCCUUCGAAUAUUUUAUUGUAUCAACCCAUUCUCAUCGCAGAUAGAUUUGGUUUAAGAUCUUCGAGUCUCAACUUUUUAUUUGGCGUCUAUACCCAAUCAUUGGCAAUUAAUAAAUUCUCAAUUGACCGGGAUAUUUUCUCCAAACAAGACAAGAGUGCGUUUCUAUUUUCUCCUUCAAGCAGCACUCCAAUUACUGCCCAAACAUCUAGCAGGGUUUGUAGGCGUCCCUCAGGAAUAACUCCUUCAAAAAGAACUAGCUCAGGCAAAAAUAAAGAUCCCAACGGUAAAAGAAAGAGUGUUAAGAGGGGUAAAGAGGAUGGGAGUAACGUUAACGGACAAAAAAAUAAAAAUGAUAUUAAAGAAAGUAGGACUGUUAAAGAUAGAACAAAAUCUCAGCAGUCCAAUUCAAGAACAAAAUCCAAACUUAACUUGCAAGUGGAACCUGAAAGUGCAGGUGAUGAAGAGGCUUCUGUCGACGAAUUAGAUGAGGAGACGAAGCUUAAGCAGCUUCAAAAAGAUUCUGAUAUAAUGCUGACAAUUAUGCUGCAAGCCAAGGUCGAUUUAAACCGUCAUCUAUCACCUGAACUACGAAACUCUGAUUUGGAGUUGCCUCCAGAUUUACAAGCAUUAUACCUUGGAGCAGAAACUUGCGAUUUUGCCUCACAAAUCUCUCCAAAAGCACCCAUUUUAACCCCUACAAAGGAGGUAUUAUUACCAUUAUCUGGCGAAACUAACAAAAUGCCCAGCAAAGGCUUAUUGUCGCCCAUGGGUGUUUGUUCAGAGGAUGAGAUGGGUACUGGAAAUCAUAUUCAAAUAAACCCAGUGAAAAUCUUAGAACCAUCAACCAAUCUAGGUCCUGCGGAAAGGGUUCGUAAGAAGAAGAAGCAAACCAUCAAAAGUCUUGAAAGGCGUGUAAGAAGCCGUGAGAAAGCUGAAAUUGAUUGCGAAGAUCUUAAUGAUGAUGAAGAUGAUGAAGAUGAAGAUGGAUGCGAAGAGGAUGACGAUGACGAUGACGAUUACGAUGAUGAUGACGAUGAUGAAGACGAUGAUGAAGACGAUGACGAUGACGAUGAUGAGGACGACGACGACGAUGACGACGAUGACGACGACGACGAAGAUGCUGAAUCGGAGGAAAAUAGUGAAAUUUACUCCGCCGCAAAUUUGACUCGUUCUAUGCGUCGUAGGCUCCGUGAUGAGGAGAUGUGCGUUGUGGAUUCAACUAUAACUUUACCUAGUUUUCAAAGAAAAGAUAGAAAUAACUUACAAUAUAUGAGUCAAUAUCCAGAAAGUAUUCGAGAUUUUGGUCGUCCUUUAACUUCGAAAUACGCCACAGACUUAGAGAAACAAAUACGUAUAGAGCCAUUUUCAAUGUCAAGAUAUUACCAAGAGGUUUAUCAUCCACAUGAGUUUGAAGCUGGUGUAUCUGGUACUCCACCACAUAAUAACACAUCGAGACAGACUCCAUUAGCAAUACCGAACUCAGUCAGAUCUCGCCAAUCAUCAGAUCCGAAAACGGCAAGCCUACUUUGGAAAUGCCAGAGGCGCCAGCAUUUGGAAAUGGGUCAAAUUGCGAGGCCUGUCACGACACCAGAAGAUAGUUUAAUACAACAUAUCCUGAUAUUAAAAAGGGCAAAUAUGGGUGGUAUACUCAAUGUCACAACCAGUAGAUAUGGACGUGUUGACACUUCUGAAACCAUUUAUCAAGACUGGAUGAAUGGCGAAGGUGAAUUAUACAGAAUGCGAAUUACUGGAAGCGGUAUGGACUAG
This is a messenger RNA of Eremothecium sinecaudum, 2832 nucleotides long. It is a transcript of the gene OSW2, whose product is annotated as Osw2p. NCBI's taxonomy places the organism in Eukaryota, Fungi, Ascomycota, Saccharomycetes, Saccharomycetales, Saccharomycetaceae. Gene Ontology annotation, cellular component: cytoplasm. The transcript is spliced from 2 exons. The record is from RefSeq and is a predicted model, not a curated record. The coding region runs from base 1 to 2832 and encodes 943 amino acids.